GAAGGCCAAAAUCGUAAUUUCGCAAAUAACUUAUAAAUAAAGCAGUGUUCAACAACAAUAUAAAAAUCGUCCUUACCAUUACCAACCAUAAACAAAAACAGAAGGCGAAUUCAAAGAAAGCAUAAUUAGUGUUUUGUUUCUAUCGAUCUGGUUUCUAAGAUAACGGAGGGUUGUGACUGAUUUGAUAAAAGAUUUUAGAGAUUGUAAUUGUUAGGGUUAGGGUUUUGGAAAUGUCAAGUAAAAAGGAAGAGAAAGCUCAGGCUGCACCCGACAGAAUUAAGGCUGCGGCUUUGAGUGCAGCCAAAGGUUUAAGUCGUGCUCAGGCUGAACGUGCUGCUGCUGCAGCUGCACGGAAUGUUAAUGCAUAUGGGCAGAAGGAAGAAGGGCCGAGUCGAUGGCAAGAGAAGAGAGAGGCAAAGAGGCAGAUGUAUUUGAUGAGUACUGAAAAGGCGGUAAGGUUGGGUGAGAGAAAAGAUCUUAAGAGUACAAUGUCUAGCAUUGGUGGUACAGCUUCACAGUGCCAGAAAUGUUUCCAAAGUGGACAUUGGACAUACGAGUGCAAAAAUGAGCGUGUAUACAUGUCACGACCCUCGCGGACCCAGCAGCUGAAGAAUCCUAAAUUGAAGAUGAAGGUGUCAAUCUCUUAUGAUUUGGAUAACCUGGAUGUUAAGGAAGAGAAAGCUGAAAAGAGUUCUAAGAAAAGUAAAAGGAAGUAUCGGUCUGACUCAGAUUCUGGCAGUGACAGUGAGGCUUCAGUGUUUGAGACUGAUAGUGGUUCGUCAUCUGUGACUGGUUCAGAUUAUUCGUCAGGAGAGAGUAGCUCUGCCUACAGCUCAUCAUCUGACUCAGAGGAAGAGAGGAGACGCCGAAGGAAGAAGAAGAAGCAGAAGAAGGGGCGUAGGAGGUACAGCUCAUCAUCUGAGUCAUCUGAAUCAGAUUCUGGAUCAGAAUCUGACUCUGAUGAUAGGCGUAACCGAAGGAAGAGAAGGCACGGCAAGAAGCGCUAAAUGUGGCAAUCUAGCAAGAAAUACCUAGCUACUAUAAAUUGUGCUGUGUGUUGGAUUUCUGUUCUAUAACACCGGGGAUUUCUAUCAGUGCCAUGCCAUAUGUGCAGUUUGUCUGUUGAUUAACAGUGGCUGUGGAGAUUAUAAGGAGAUACUAAGUGAUUAUGCCACAGAUUGAGGGAUUUAAAUUAAGUUUAUUAGAUGUUUUCUUCUGUUAUAUUUCUGUUCCUUUUUGCAUUGACGGUUGCAUUAUGCUGUAAUGGUAUGAAUAUUUUUGUAGCUUUUGAACAUUAACCAUGUUUUGAAUGCAUUUUUGAAGUCGAUGUGUUUACUAAA
Messenger RNA from Mangifera indica (mango), 1340 nucleotides. Its product is annotated as zinc finger CCHC domain-containing protein 10-like. The transcript has 2 exons. The record is from RefSeq and is a predicted model, not a curated record. The coding region runs from base 231 to 1007 and encodes 258 amino acids. Lineage: Eukaryota; Viridiplantae; Streptophyta; Magnoliopsida; Sapindales; Anacardiaceae. Gene Ontology annotation, molecular function: zinc ion binding; nucleic acid binding.